Pediculus humanus corporis (human body louse) is the source of this 1230-nucleotide messenger RNA. Its product is annotated as Williams-Beuren syndrome chromosome region 16 protein, putative. The transcript has 5 exons. NCBI's taxonomy places the organism in Eukaryota, Metazoa, Arthropoda, Insecta, Psocodea, Pediculidae. The record is from RefSeq and is a predicted model, not a curated record. Bases 1 to 1230 code for a protein of 409 amino acids.
AUGAAAAACAAAAAAGACAUUCGAUUUAAAAAAUUUAAAAAUCCCCUAAGGUUAACAUUUAGCGAAAUUAACAAAGUUAUCGAUGUGACAGCAGGGUAUGGAUUUUCUGUUUUCGUUCUUAAAAAUUACAAUGCAAAUCAAGUUUUCGGAACUGGACUUAAUACUGAUUCUCAAAUAGGUAUGGUGUAUUUCACUUCUCCGUUUCAUUGUCUUAGAAAAACAGUAAAACUAAAAUUAUCAAUCUUUUUAACUAAAGGUUAUCAAUCUUCCAGACAUAAUGCUCCAAUGGGUAUUCUAACGGCUCCGGUACCUAUAAAUUUAGGUUUAAAAAAUCCUACAAAAACAAAAGUGAAGGCUAUAUCGGCAGGAAGAGCUCAUUUAGCAGUGGUCACAGAUUUGGAAGGGGUUUUUACAUUGGGAAAUAAUGCUUAUGGUCAAUGCGGUAGAAGAAUAGUUGAAAAUGAAGAAUAUUUUGGAAGUAGAAUAGUACAUAGAAUUCAUCAUUUUGAAAAUGAUCCAUUUGUUAAUGUCGAAUGUGGACAAGAUCACACGUUAUUACUAACUCAAAGUGGAAAAGUUUAUUCAUGCGGUUGGGGAGCAGAUGGUCAAACCGGUUUAGGUCAUUACAAUUCCGAACAAAAUUUAAAAAGAGUUUCGGGUGAUAUUGAAAAUGAAAAAAUUGUCAAAAUAUCAUCGAAAUGCGAUUGCGUUUUAGCAAUUAACGACAAGGGAGACGUUUUCGGUUGGGGUAAUUCGGAAUACGGACAAUUGUGCGACAGAACGGAUUCAUACACUCAAAUCAACACGCCCUUGCAUAUGAAAAAAUGCGAAGGAUUUGGUAAAAUCGUAGACGUGGCAGCAGCCGGAUCAUUUUGCAUGAUGCUUAACGAAAUCGGAGAAGUAUUCACUUGGGGUUUUGGAAUAUUGGGCCGAGGUCCGAACGCUUCGCAAUCAUUUCAACCGGAAGUGAUACCAUCAAUUUUAUUCGGUCGUAACGAUUUUCAAAAGGAUUCGAGAGUCGUGUCCGUACACUGCGGAGUUCACUAUUGCGGAGCCAUAAAUAACUACGGGGAAAUAUACAUGUGGGGAAAAAAUCAAGAAAAUUGUUUGGGUUUGAUGAUCAAUAAUAACGCGGAUCAAUUUUUCCCACUGAGGGUAUGCCUUCCUGGAAAAGGAAAAAAAUUAGCAUUAGGAGUCGAUCAUAGUUUAGCACUAUGCAAACCAUUUUAA